Etheostoma cragini (Arkansas darter) is the source of this 6141-nucleotide messenger RNA. RefSeq names its product sema domain, immunoglobulin domain (Ig), short basic domain, secreted, (semaphorin) 3E (gene sema3e). The transcript has 17 exons. NCBI's taxonomy places the organism in Eukaryota, Metazoa, Chordata, Actinopteri, Perciformes, Percidae. Gene Ontology annotation, biological process: negative regulation of axon extension involved in axon guidance; axon guidance; semaphorin-plexin signaling pathway. The record is from RefSeq and is a predicted model, not a curated record. Bases 994 to 3363 code for a protein of 789 amino acids. Gene Ontology annotation, molecular function: chemorepellent activity; semaphorin receptor binding.
GGGAGGGAGAGAGAGAGAGAUCUCAAGACAAUCUAGAAGAAGGAGCAGCCAAUUUUCAAGCUGAUCCACACUCCCUCAUUACAAACCACACAAACAGGCUUUUCCUCUACCACACACACACCACACUGUGGCAGGUGGCCUCUGCCCAGAUCAGUGGCUGUGGUAGAAGCCAUCUUAACUGACUGAUCAGGUUUGAGAGAGGUUUGGAUCCUUCCUGACUGUUUGAGCGUGAGCAGAGUUAGGAGAGCUCGAGCUUCACUUUCUUCUCCAGUGCAGAAGAGAGACGGCACGCCAGGCACGAGGCUCCCCUCUCCUCCCCUCUCCCACUCUGCCUUUUUGCUGGGCUCCAGUCCAGAGAAUGACUGGCUCCAGUGGACCCAAGAGGAACGCAGCCUGAGGAUACAGUACAGCAGCUCCAGCCUUGCCUGCCUGCCUGCCUGCCUGCCUGCUGGGACACAAAUGCACUGAGGUUUUUACAAAUCAUCUCCAACACCUUUGUGGGAUUCACAGGGUAGAUUUUUUAAUUUUUGAUUUUUCUGUUAUCAGAUAAGAACAACUGGAUCUAAGCUGAGCAUACCAACUCACAUACAGACAGACGGACUAACCUGUGGACAGCAAGCAGUGGGCACUGCGGCGUAAAUGUAGCAACUGGACUUCUGUUCUCCCUGGUUACUAAGACCUAACAAGGAUAACAGAUAGAGCACUGUCCACCGAGGUAGUGGGUGGAUGCAGCUUUCAUCACACGGCUAUAGGGGAAAGCAGAUACUGUGCACAAGCUGCAGAGUAUCUAGUUGAUCCUCCCUGUGGUGAUCAUCAGAAAAUUAACACUUACCUCCAAGUAGACUUUUGUCGGAUUCCUAUUUCUUAUUAAAUAUUGUUUGCAGGAACUUGUAGGGCAAAGACUUUUUUCUAUUCAUGGACUUUGUUGCCCUUUGUUGAGUGGACUUGCAGGAUUUCGGUGUAUAUGAACGUGGAGUGUGUGUCUCACUGAGGAUGGCAGAGUGCUUAAGGACUGUGUAUCUUACACUGAUGCUGCUGUAUCUUGUUCUGCUGUGCACGGCUCACACAGCCCACAGCAUAUACCCAAGGAUACGGCUCUCCCACAAAGAACUUAUGCAGCUCAACAGGACCUGGGUGUUCCAGGGACAAGGAGCGUCUCUUCAGCCCCAGACCAUGUUUCUGGAUGAGGGCCACGAGAGGCUUUAUGUUGGGGCCAAGAAUACUCUGUUCUCCCUUAGUCUGGACCAGGUCAACACACACCACAAAGAGAUUCAGUGGGCCAGUACAGAAUCUCAGAUCCAUGAGUGUUUGAUGAAGGGAAGGGAUAAGUCAGAGUGUGCUAACUACAUCAAGGUUCUGCAACAGUACAACCAGACCCAUUUGCUUGUCUGUGGAACAGGAGCCUUUAACCCCAUUUGUGUCCUGGUCAAAGUGGGACACACAGGGCAGGACAGGUUUGCUCUUGAAGAAGACAGUAUCAUAAGUGGCAGAGGACGCUGUCCAUACGACCCCAACAGUCCAUGCACGUCUACGCUCUCCAGUGGAGAACUGUAUAUUGGCCUGUACACUGACUACUGGGAGAAUGAUGGUGCUUUUUGUCGACUUAACAACCAGACCUACACACGCACAGAGAGAGACGACAGGCAGCAACUCAAUGAGCCCAAAUUUGUGGGGUCGGCCAUUAUUCCUGACAACGAUGACAGGGACGAUGAUAAAGUUUACUUCUUCUUCACUGAACGAGAGACGGAUGCUGAGGGAGGGAACAAGGCUGUGUACACUCGUGUGGGGCGAGUCUGUGCGAAUGACCAAGGAGGACAGAGAAUGCUGGUGAAUAGAUGGAGCUCCUUCCUGAAAACUCGUCUAAUCUGCUCUGUGGCUGGACCAAAUUGCAUUGACACACACUUUGAUGAACUUGAGGAUGUGUUUGUGCUCAAGAACAAGGAUGGAAAAAAACCAGAAGUCUUUGGCCUCUUUAGCACAACAAGUGCGGUGUUUAAAGGCUAUGCAGUGUGUGUCUAUCACAUGGAUGAUAUAAGAGCAGCCUUUAAUGGUCCAUUUGCCUACCGAGAGAAACCUGAGCAUCACUGGACACCAUAUGAGGACAGAGUCCCCUACCCUCGACCUGGAUCUUGUGCCAGUAAAGUGAAUGGCGGUGGCUUCUCCAGUUCCAAGGAGUUUCCCGAUGAGGUUUUGCGGUUUGUGCGCUCUCAUCCUGUGAUGUACCGUCCAGUCCUUCCCCAGCACCGUAGACCUGUCCUGCUGCAGACAGAGCCAGGCAGAAGAAAGCUGACCCAGAUCGCUGUGGACAGAGUCCAAGCCCAGGAUGGGCACUACAAUGUUCUCUACAUCGGCACUGACGACUCAGUGGUGUUGAAAGUUAUUACCAUGUACAACAAAGACACAGACACUAUGGAGGAGGUGCUGCUGGAAGAGCUGCAAGUAUUCAAGGUGGCAGCACCAAUAAAAGAGAUCAUAAUCUCACCUAAAAUGCAACAGCUGUAUGUCGGGUCAGAAGUGGGUGUGGCUCAGGUGAGACUGCAUCAGUGUGACCUCUAUGGCUCAGAAUGUGCUGAUUGUUGUCUGGCCAGAGACCCCUACUGUGCCUGGGAUGGUCUAACCUGCUCCAGAUACUACCCUGCAGGGGUUUACACCAAAAGCAGACGAUUCAGGCGGCAAGAUGUUCGCCAUGGCAACGCCGUCCAGCUGUGCAAUGGGCUGCAAAUUGAUGAUGAACAAUGGCCCAGAGGGGAAGAGAGGCUGGUGUACGGUGUGGAGAGCAACAGCACUUUACUCGAGUGUGUCCCUAGAUCACUCCAAGCAAAAGUACUCUGGUUCUUACAGCAAGACAAAGAGAAACAUGAGGUUCGAGGUGAUGAGCGGAUUAUCAUGACCUCCCACGGGCUGCUGUUUUUACGAGUGAGAAGCUCCGAUGCGGGUGUGUACGUGUGCCAGACUGUGGAACAUGGAUAUGUGCACACAUUAUUACGCAUCUCUCUACACGUGCUCAGAGGGGAGAGGGUAGAGUCAGCGAUCCACAGGGCUAACGAUGAGGAUGGAGAGAAAGCUGCACCUCUAUGCCACUCCUCUAUGGGCCACUCACCAGGCCCCAGUAUCAGCCCCAGGGCUCUGGUGCCACCCUCAGUCCCAGGCCCCCACUCAAAGCUGUGGUACAAAGAGUUUCUCCAGCUGAUAGGCUACGGGGAUGCCCAGAGAGUAGAGGAGUACUGUGAGAGAGUGUGGUGCUCUGUUAAAAAACGUAAAAAGACCAAAAGGAAGUAUGUUCCCCCGGGUGGCGAGAAGAGAGGGAAAGGGAAAGGAGAGGAGAACUCCCACCGAGCGCCCAGGCACACAUUAGACGCCUGAGAAGAAUCGAGAUUGACUGCACACACACGCACACACACACACACACACACACACACACACACACACAAGCACACACACAAGCACACACACACACGGUCUAAAGGUCAGACUUCCUCAGUGUUUCUACCAUGUCAAAGGUUUUCACAGUAAAAAAACAUCUGUAGCAGGCUGUCUAGCUGUUGUAGCUACAUUUAUGGUAUCAGUAGUUUGACUGUGAUGUUUGUACUUAUUUUAAAAGGCAAAUAUAAAGGUGAAUACAAUACAUGUCAGCAAAAGAGCAGAGGACCUGGGAAGAGAUUGACAACUGAUUUAGUGACAUUGCCUCUGAUCUGAGACAGAAUAUAAUUUAUUAGCUCCUGUGGACCAACACAUCCAAACCCAGCUGUCAAUCCAAACGCACACAGAGACUUGCUACACUAAACCUAUGCCCCACCUCUCCUUCAAUGGCUCAAUAUGACAAACUCUUACUGUAUCUAUUAUGAUAGAAACUAUGUUAAAGAUAAUGGCCUUCAAAUCUUUUUUGGUACUUUGAUAACUUAUUUUCUUGGUCUUUACUUUGAGUUAUGUAGUUGUUUUUAGAUGUCAUGAACUGGAAAAUAUAGUGUUGUUUUUGUACAGUGAAAAAUGCCUUGAGCUAUAUUAUGCUGAUAAUUUGAUUAUAACAUGGUCAUGGCUGUGGCGUGUGUGGUUAUAAUGGCCACAGCAAGCCAAUGCAUACAGUAAGAUAUUGCAAUGCCACUAUUAUGGAUAUUUGAGGGAUGUUUUAAUUAUAAGUAUGCCCUCAAUGGAAUAAACUACUAUUUAAGCACUUGUGAAAACAGUAACAGUAGUAUGAAAAGUGUUCCUAUCAGUAGAUAUUAUUGUUAUUGUCUGUGUGUACAUUUACAUCUACAGUUGUGAUCAAAUGUACCAACAGUAUUGUGUAUUGCGUAUUGUAUUUUUCUCAAUUUAGGGUGGUCUUUGUGUGCACAUCUGGUAUCUAUUACUGUGUAUACAAAAAGUCAUUCUUCACUGCUAGCUGCUCCCUAUUUCUCCCUCUCUUACUUGUUCCCUCCUGUUUCAUUUACCCUCUUUUGUUCGUCUGUAAUAAUGGUGCAGAUGGGAAUCGUAAUUACAACUCCACAUUCCCCUCAGAAGAAAAGAAUUAUACAAAUAAAUGUUAGGGUGACCAUCCAAGCAUGCCAUUAGCGAAAGUGAUGAGUCUUCCUCAUGAAUAUUCAGUUAAUCCUAAAAUUACAGAAACAUCAAACAAUCGGAUGUUACAGUAAAAUGCAUUGUAGUGGUUGUGCUAACAAUAUAGUCUGGAGGAUCCACCUCUUUUUCCAUGUUGUGCCUUAUUUGUCACUUUAGAAAUUUGACCUUGUUGUAUUUCUCGUAUUUAUAAUGAGGUAAAAACAAUCGCUUGGUCUCUGUCAAGGCCUUAUGGCGUCAUUCUCCUUGAAUAUUCUUCAACUAAGAGCUUUGACUUGGAUUGAAAAUGCUGCGUCUGCUAUACCUCUUAUAAAUACCUGACAUUAAAAAAAAGAUGGACUAUCCUUCCCUCGUUUCACCUCUGUGGUUUAGUCAUCAAUAAUGACAAAGUAUACUCAGUCCACGUCCACGCACAGACAUACUGAGAGUCCGAGCCAAUGAAGAAGAAUGUAAAGAGGUCAGGAGAGAGGCGUGUCACUUAGAUUAAAACAUACAUUUUCAUAUGUAAGUUUUUGUUUUGUUUUUUCGGGCAACUACUGUUAACAAGAAUACAAAAGUUGCUAUGUUUCCUAAUAUUGUAGAAUGUGCCGUAUGCUCGUGAAAUACUAAGUCUAGUGCAACCGGUAAGGAAUGAUUAUACUUUUUUGAGCUGUACACUAGGACACCACACUCAUUCAAAUUCUGUCUAGGUCUACCUGAGUCUGUGGGGGGCUGAAGGCAUUUGAGAAUGGAAUUCAUGCUGCUGAUAUAUUCCACAUGGCUACCAUAGCAACAGGCUCUGAACCAGUUCAGUUCCCCUCCUCAUCAAAGCUCUCUUACUCUCUCUCUCUCUCUCUCUCUCUCUCUCUCUCUCUCUCUCUCUCUCUCUCUCUCUCUCUCUCUCUCUCUCUCUCUGUCAAGUUUUAACACUGUUACUCUGGCCCCUUCAAGCCAUGCUCCCUGUAGCCACUAAUAGAUCACACUCUAAUGUAUACUGGCCCUCUUAGUUAAGCUUAAAAGAGCCUUCUUCUCUGCAGGGACUGAAGCUGGCAUUUGCCAGCUGGAUGGAGCUUCUGACCCCACAGUAAAAUGCCAUUUGGGAACAAAUGCAAUAAUAGAGAGUUGGAGCUGCACACGUUUUCUUCUAAAAUCGUUUUGAGUUUCAAGAGGUCAAUUACAUGUAAUGAAAUACUGUAAAUCCAUUCAGCAACAAAGAGAUUAAAAUGUCAAAGGUCACUGAUAAACAGGCUGCUGUACAUGUCCGUCACUGUGUGAAGAUGACAGUGAUUAUCCUUUUCCUCCAUUGGCACCCAUCUACGUUUUUCCUGCCACUUUCGUUGCCCCCACGCAGUGCUGUUUCUAUCAGGAGCCAAUGCACUAGAACGCUUUAUUACAAGUAAAAAUUUCGGAGAGGAAGGAGAAUUUGUGAGGCGUAGCAUAAUAAACAUUGGCGGACAAAGAAUAAAAGAGCCUCGACAGCCAUUAACACUCCACAUUCUGUCGGUGUGUACAAUGUUUUUUGUUUAUGUGUACAUGUUUUGGGGACUUUUUGGGGGUUUGCAUAGAAGUCUUGAUGGUAAAUAAGAAUAAAAGCACGGCAGAUAGAAA